This is a messenger RNA of Arctia plantaginis, 1524 nucleotides long. The record is from the annotation of a GenBank genome assembly. Lineage: Eukaryota; Metazoa; Arthropoda; Insecta; Lepidoptera; Erebidae.
AUGGUGUUGGCAAAGGGCCUGAGGCCGCUACAGGUGGUCUGUCUCAUAUUCUUCGUCCGAAUUUUAUCAGUAUUCCUCGUGCAGACUUGGUAUGUUCCUGACGAGUAUUGGCAGACUUUAGAAAUUGCCCACAAGCAAGUGUUUGGGUAUGGGACAGAGACUUGGGAGUGGCAGAAAGGUAUUAGGAGUUAUCUGUACCCAAGUGUGAUAGCUGCACUGUAUACGAUUUUGAAAUAUACUGGACUUGACCAUCCUGAGGCCUUGAUUCUCCUGCCUCGCAUUCUACAAGCAGCCAUCAGCACUGCUGCAGAUUAUAGCUUUUACAAAUGGACAGGUGGCCGUAAAUGGGCAUUAUUCUUGGUACUUACCUCCUGGUUUUGGUUCUACACCUCCGGUAGAACAUUGCUGCAGACCUUAGAGACAGCAAUUGUUGGCAUUGCUCUAUCGUUGUUCCCAUUCAAGAGUGGAAAACUUGGGUAUUAUGAUCGUGAAAGUCCAUUAUGGAUAUGGUUGGCGGUAUUGUGCGUGUUCAUACGUCCCACAUCAGCUCCUAUAUGGGUCGUGCUUGGCGCAUACAAUCUGCUCACUACCAACCAAGGACGGCUGAGACUGAUCAUGAGGAUUUAUGUACCAAUCAGCAUCAUCGUUGGUAGCGCUCUUGUUGGUCUGGACUCCUAUUACUAUGGUAGACUGAUCGUUACACCGUGGGAGUUCUUCAGAUUCAACGUGCUCCAUGACAUUGCCUCAUUCUAUGGGCAACAUCCAUGGUAUUGGUACAUAACCCAAGGCCUGCCGGCAGUGUUAGGCGUCCACCUGGUGCCUGUGCUGUGGGCCACAAUCAACAUCCUGCGGCGUCCUCAGGAGAACAGAGUCGGAUUAUUGCUGUUAACUAUUGUUGCAGCAUACCUAGCGGUGUUCAGUUUUAUACCACACAAAGAGUUUAGAUUCAUUUUACCUUUGCUGCCGGUUCUGCUGUACCUCGCGCAGGAUGUUAUCGUACCUUGGAGCAGGAAAGCUCAGAAGUGGCAACUGUACCUGGUGGCGGGCGCCCUCCUGCUCGGCAACGCGGCCCCCGCCGUCUACUUCGGCUCGGUGCACCAGGCCGGCACGCUCAAGGUCAUGGCGGAGCUGCGGGACGCCAUCCCUAACAACAGGAGCUCCGUGGCCUUCCUCAUGCCGUGCCACUCUACACCGUUAUACAGCCACCUGCACAUGAACAUCACGACGCGGUACCUGAGCUGCGAUCCGCCGCUGUCGCAGUCGGGCGACACGUACGAGGCGGCCGCCUUCUUCAACAACCCGCUGCGCUGGUGGCGCGCCGAGUACUCCGCGCGACAGACCCCCACCCUGCUCGUGCUCUUCGACAAGCUCAAGGGGAGGAUCGAGAAUGUUCUCAACGACUACCAGCUGCUGCUUCAGAUCCCUCACACGCAGUUCCCCGAGGGCGAGGUGGGCGAGAACGUGCUGCUGUACCGCCGCGCGUCCGUCGCGCCGCGUCCGUCUCGUGCCGACGACCUCGAGUAG